AUGCGACUGCUAUACACUGCACGCGAUGGGAGGCUCAGCUGGACCGACGACUUGUUUGCCGAUCAGAUCCCCCCCUAUGCGAUCUUGUCACACACUUGGAACGGGCAAGAGGUGGCAUAUAAGGAUCUUCAGAGCCACAAAGAUAUAGGGGAGGUCGAUGCAAAGCUCAAGGGGGGUUACCGGAAGCUUUUCUUCUGCGCUGAGCAAGCUAAACGCGACGGUCUGAACCACUUCUGGGUGGACACCUGCUGCAUCGACAAAUCGAACAGCUCAGAGCUCCAAGAAGCGAUCAACUCUAUGUUUCGCUGGUACCAGAACGCGAAGAAGUGUUAUGUGUACCUUUCGGACGUCCACUCCAGCACCUUGGAUGGUGAUGGCGAAUUGGCUUUCGCUCAAAGCAGAUGGUUUACCCGAGGCUGGACCCUCCAGGAGCUUCUGGCUCCCCAAUCGGUUGAGUUCUUCUCUAGCGAUGGAGCACGACUAGGCGACAGGGAGUCGCUCAAACACAUCAUACACGAAAUCACACGAAUACCUGUUGAAGCUCUAUCAGGUAGUAAAUUGUCCGAAUUUAGUGUAGACGACCGUUUCUCUUGGACAGUAAAUCGCCUGACGACACGCGAAGAAGAUAGAGCAUACUGUCUACUGGGCAUAUUCGGCGUUUAUCUACCGCUAAUCUAUGGUGAAGGCGAAGAAAAUGCACUUGACCGGCUGAGAAAGGAGGUUAUGAGGAAUAACGAAGGCCUCAGCCAAGAAGAGAGGGUCUGCAGCUGGCUUUCGGCGCCUGACCCGUCCACUAACUACCACAAAGCGCACAAGCAGCGGCAGGUUGAAACUGGCCUCUGGCUGCUGGAUGGUUCAAAGUUCACAGAAUGGAAGGAGCGUGCAGCGUCGCGACUAUGGCUGUAUGGGAUCCCGGGAUGUGGAAAGACCAUCCUGAGCUCAACGAUCAUCGAGCAUCUGCUGCAGCACUGCCAUGAGAACGCUAGUAUGGUGACGGCAUACUUCUACUUCGACUUCAACGAUAGAUCGAAACAGGACCCAGAGCUGAUGCUUCGCUCGUUGCUCUGCCAGCUCCUGCAGUGUUCGUCUAAGAUCCCGAAGGGCGUUGACGCAUUGUUCUCGUCCUGUGAGAACGGACAACAACGGCCAUCAUUGCAGGCACUUCUGGAGGUCACACCGCAGGUGAUGCAACAGUUCACGCAUGCCUACAUCGUUCUCGAUGCGCUCGACGAAUGCACACAACGCCAAGAACUGAUGGACGUGCUUGAGACAGUGGCUGGGUGGCAGCUUAACAAUGUGCAUCUACUUAUGACCAGCCGGAAAGAGCGGGAUAUUGAGAGCUCUUUAGAGAGUUAUGUCAAGGAAGAGGACACCAUCUGUCUUCAGAGGGACGUAGUGGACAAGGACAUACAACGAUACGUUCAACAACGGCUGUCUGACGAUAAGACUUUGGCAAAAUGGAACAAAGACGCUGCUAUGAUGCAAGAGAUUGAGGCUGCAAUGAUGCAUGGAGCUCACGGGAUGUACGUGUGGUCACCCAGUCCUCCACUGAGCUUUAGCUAA
Messenger RNA from Macroventuria anomochaeta, 1563 nucleotides. RefSeq names its product HET-domain-containing protein. NCBI's taxonomy places the organism in Eukaryota, Fungi, Ascomycota, Dothideomycetes, Pleosporales, Didymellaceae. The coding region runs from base 1 to 1563 and encodes 520 amino acids. The transcript has a single exon. The record is from RefSeq and is a predicted model, not a curated record.